AACCGGGAGGCUUCCUCCGGGAGGGUGUUGCAGAGGCAGCUCCGCGCCGUGCUGUGCCGGGAGGCAGCGGAGCAGCAGCCGGAGCUCUCAGCGGUGCAGGACCCUGCGCCCUGCAUCCCCCGCCGGAGAGCACCAAAAUGGGGCAGAGCUUUCAGGAGCAGCUCGGUCUGGCCCUCACCCUCCUGCUCCUUUCCCUGGGGGCUGCAGUGACCGGAGACACCAACCACAACUGCUAUGGGGCUCCAGGCCUGCCGGGUAUGCCGGGCAUGCCAGGCAAGGACGGCCGGGAUGGGCUGAAGGGAGCCAAAGGCGAGCCAGGCAUCCCAGCCAUUGCUGCUACUCACGGGCCCAAAGGUAUGAAAGGGGAACCAGGCAGUCCUGGCUGGCCCGGCAAGACUGGCCCUGCCGGUCCCCCGGGUCCUCGCGGAGACCCGGGAGUGAUGGGCACUGCUGGAGAGCCGGGUGCAGCCGGCGGCUACAAGCAGAAGCACCAGUCAGCGUUUUCAGUGACGAGGCAGACCAGCGUACACCCCCUGAAGGACGUCCCCGUGGUGUUCAACCGUGUCAUCAGCAACACAAACGACGACUACAACACCACCACGGGCAUAUUCACGUGCAAGCUCCCCGGCCUCUACUACUUUGUCUUCCACGCUUCGCAGACCGCCAACCUCUGCGUCCUGCUCUACAAGAACAGGAGUAAGGUGGCCAGCUUCUGUGACCACAAGACCAAUACCAUGCAGGUCACCUCGGGUGGGAUCCUCCUCCGUCUGGAAGCUGGAAACCACAUCUGGCUGGCGGUGAAUGAUUACAACGGCAUGGUGGGCAUCAGCGGCUCCGACAGCGUCUUCUCAGGAUUCCUGCUCUUCCCGGACUAGGGGACGGACAGAUCCCACCCCAGCACGCUGAGCUCCUCUCCCUGCCAUGCGAAUGCUGUCACUCACUGCCAGGCCUUUGCUAACGCCUCACCAUUGCAAAGUUUGUCUGCUGGGCUGGAAGACCCAGUGAGGGUGUCAGCCCCAGCAGCUGACCACAACACCUGAGCUGGGGACCAAGUGGGCUGAAUAUUGAGAACAAGCCUAUCUGGCUGCAUCUGUGCCCAGAGGGACACUACCCAGCUCCUGAGGACCUGCUGGCAUUGCCAUGUGCAGCAUAACACACAGGUCACUCACCUCCUGCCCUGAUAACCCCACGGUACCUUCUGCUGCCCAGACCCAGGGUCCAAAGGUGUUUCUGGGUCUCCCCUUCCCACGAGUUGUAUCAGGGACAGGCACAAGCCAAGCGGCCUGGAGCAGGCUUGCAGCAGGUGCUUUGCUGUUAUCUGGCUGUGGAAAGAGUCAAUAAACUUUCCCCCAGUGUGCCUGGA
Dromaius novaehollandiae (emu) is the source of this 1363-nucleotide messenger RNA. It is a transcript of the gene C1QC, whose product is annotated as complement C1q C chain. NCBI's taxonomy places the organism in Eukaryota, Metazoa, Chordata, Aves, Casuariiformes, Dromaiidae. Gene Ontology annotation, molecular function: protein binding. The transcript is spliced from 3 exons. Bases 138 to 875 code for a protein of 245 amino acids. The record is from RefSeq and is a predicted model, not a curated record.